AUGGCUGCAUCUUCCAUCUAUGCUAACCGUGAUUCGAGGGUUGGACUUAUACCAGUGAAGGAGAAAGAGCCCCAUAUACUGAGUGUUAAGCUGAAUGAUUAUUACAUGUUAUUGAAAAGACAGAUUCUUCAAUAUCAAAGUCCAACUUUAGGCCUGUUCCCGUCAAUUGGCUCAGAAAAAAACACCAACAGAAUCGCACAUGUGAGAGACACCAUUUACUGCGCUGUGGCAGUGUGGUCGUUAUCACAAGCUUACAAGAAGAUCGACGAUGACCAGGGCAGGGCGCAUGAGCUUGGACAAGCAGCAGUAAAAAGUAUGAGAGGAAUUUUACAGUGCUGGAUCAGACAAGCAGACAAGGUAGAGAAGUUCAAAUCUAACCAGAGUCCAGCAUUUGCGUUGCAUUCAACCUUUGACACUUUGACUGGUGACCCAACUUAUAGGGAUGAUGAGUAUGAACAUCUACAGAUUGAUGCUGUAGCAUUAUUUUUGUUAUUCCUUAGUCAGAUGAUAUCAUCCGGUCUUCAGGUUAUAUAUUCGACUGACGAAGUGAACUUUGUUCAAAACUUGGUGUUUUAUGUGGAACGAGCAUACAGAACUCCAGACUAUGGGAUGUGGGAGAGAGGGAGCAAGUACAACAAUGGCAGUACAGAGAUACAUGCCAGUUCUAUAGGGAUGGCCAAAGCUGCCCUAGAAGCUGUCAAUGGCUGCAACUUGUUUGGGGAAUAUGGAGCUGCCUGGUCGGUUAUCUUUGUGGACAUUGAUGCCCACAACAGGAAUAGAACCAUCUUUGAGACUAUCCUGCCGAGAGAAUCCAAUUCAAAAAAUACAGAUGCUUCACUUCUGCCAACUGUUUGCUGGCCAGCCUUCGCCAUUCAUGAAGAGCAAGUCAGACACAGAACCAUAGAUAAAGUCAUCCGUAAGCUCAAGGGCCAGUGGGGGGUUAAGCGCUUCCUGCGGGAUGGCUAUAAAACUGUUAUUGAAGAUAAAAACAGGAAGUACUAUCGUCCCGCGGAAAUCAAGAAUUUUGACGGCAUUGAAUCUGAGUGGCCAAUGUUUUACGUAUACCUGCUGAUUGACAGCAUUUUCAGUGGCAACAAAGAAGAUCAGAAACACUACCAAGAGAUGGUAGACAAGCUGUUGUAUGAAUCUGCAGAUGGUCAACUGCUACCCAUGUACUACUAUGUGCCCAAGCAGUUGAUUGAGAAGGAGAAAGCCAACCCAGGAAGUCAGCUAAAGGUGCCAUCCACCGAGGGCACGACUGCGGGAGUCUUUAUGUGGGGGCAGAGUCUUCUGUUCAUAUCACAGCUUCUCACUGAUGGUCUUCUUGGAAUCAACGACCUUGACUGCAUUCGGCGCCACCUACCAGCCACAGAGAGACCUACAUUUAGUGCUCGCUACUCUAAAUUCCAGGGCUCGGCGCCAGACCUGGUCAUUCAGAUAGUUCUGAUAUCUGAGACAGCCAGGCUGCAGCAGCUGCUGGCCACCUAUGGGAUUGAGACCCAGACCCCGCACCAGAUCGAGCCCAUCCAGAUUUGGUCUCCCAAGGAGCUCACGAAGGCUUAUGAGUACCUGGGCAUCAACAAGAAGUUGGGCAUCACGGGCAGGCCCAGUCGACCUUUUGGUGUCUUAAGUACUUCUAAAAUAUUUCGAGCCUGUGGCAAGACGGUUCUCUGUUAUCCUCUGCUGUUUGAGUUGAGUGACUUUUACCUGGCCCAGGACAUCUCGCUCGUCAUGGAUGACUGCAAG
Messenger RNA from Candidula unifasciata, 1746 nucleotides. The record is from the annotation of a GenBank genome assembly. NCBI's taxonomy places the organism in Eukaryota, Metazoa, Mollusca, Gastropoda, Stylommatophora, Geomitridae.